Molecule: messenger RNA, 3017 nt
Organism: Trichogramma pretiosum
Lineage: Eukaryota; Metazoa; Arthropoda; Insecta; Hymenoptera; Trichogrammatidae
Gene: Mlh1
Product: DNA mismatch repair protein Mlh1
Exons: 9
Coding region: 506-2941 (811 amino acids)
Biological process (GO): mismatch repair
Cellular component (GO): MutLalpha complex
Molecular function (GO): ATP hydrolysis activity; mismatched DNA binding; ATP-dependent DNA damage sensor activity
Source: RefSeq, a predicted model, not a curated record
CAUAAUUAUUAAUUCAUUUUAAAGAUAACUUUAACUUAUCCAGAGACCAUAUAUGAGAUGGUAGUAAAAUUAUUCUAAAUAUUGAUCUUUGAUGUCGUCAAGUGGGUUCGUAAAAAAUGAAUUAGCCGCGUAAUUUUAAUGUAAAACUUUACAAAUUCCUGGAAUGAUCACAUAAGAAUUACAUCGCUUGUUUUUAAAGCACCUUUAGCCACUUAUUGUCUAUGUAGUUCUAGUAGUAUUAAGUAACUAUAACUAUUUUUCUGCACAAAAACGAUGAGCUUGCAAGACUGCGUGAAACGAGCCUACCUUAUAGCUAUCCUGCAGGAAACACCGGCCUUAGCAGACACCGAUUGCGAUUUGCGGCUGCUACAGUUUCAUUGAAAUUUAAAUUACUCACCGCGCCAAAUUGUAUAACCUACGACGAGGGUUUUUAACACUCAGAUAAAAUAUUUAUGUCUUAUUACUUCAUUUUCUGGUUUUAAUUUUUUAUUUUCCAAGUGGAAAAAUGUCCAAUCCUGGAAAAAUACGUAAGCUCGACGAGGUAGUCGUCAAUCGGAUAGCUGCUGGUGAAAUCAUUCAAAGACCAGCUAAUGCUCUAAAAGAACUCAUAGAAAACAGUCUGGAUGCAGGGUCAACAAACAUUACCGUUUCAGUAAAAGAAGGAGGCCUUAAACUUUUGCAGAUACAAGACAAUGGAAGUGGAAUAAAUAAAGAAGACAUGGAUAUUGUGUGUGAGCGAUUCACAACUAGCAAAUUACAAAGUUUUGACGAUUUGCAAAAGCUUACAACUUUUGGAUUUCGGGGUGAAGCUUUGGCCAGUAUUAGUCAUGUUGCCCAAUUAACUAUUACCACUAAAACUGCUAAAGAAAAGUGUGCUUAUAAAGCAGGUUACAUUGAUGGUGUGAUAAAGGGGCCACCAGUUCCUUGUGCUGGAAAUCAAGGUACAACAAUAACAGUUGAAAAUUUGUUUUAUAAUAUUGCUACCCGAAGAAAAGCUUUGUCAGACAGUAAAGAAGAAUAUUCCAGAAUUCAAGAAGUUGUCUCUAGAUAUGCUAUUCAUUAUCCAAAAACUGGAUUCACUUUAAAGAAACAUGGUGAAAAUAGAGCUACAGUUAGAACUCCUAAUUCAAGUACAAAAAAAGAAAAUAUCAAAAUCAUAUUUGGCAAUGAUGUAGCUAGAGAUCUCAUGGAAAUUAAUGUAGAAGAAAGAUCUUAUCGCUUCAAAGCAGAAAUUAUAAUAACUAGUCCUAACUAUGCCAUGAAGAGAUUUACAUUUUUAUUAUUUAUCAACAAUCGCUUAGUUGAAUCUACUGCAAUCAAAAAAGCUUUUGAAAGUGUUUAUGUUACACAUUUAGCAAAAAAUAGUCACCCAUGGUGUUAUCUGUCAUUGCAAAUUGAUCCACAAAAUAUAGAUGUUAAUAUACAUCCAACAAAACAUGAAGUAAAAUUUUUACAUGAAGGUAUUAUAAUUGGUAAAAUAAGUACUGUUCUUAAUGAAGAAUAUGCUAAAAGUAAUAAAACAAGAACAUUUUAUAUUGAUCCUGAGCCCAAAAAAAGAAAGUUAGACUUAGAAAAAGUGGAAAAAGAAAUUUUACCACCAUCACAAGGUGAUACUAAAAAACUGUACCCAAAAAAUUUUGUUAGAGUUGACCACAAUUCACAAAAACUUGAAAAAUUUAAUUUUACUUCAAAUUCUAACAAUGAUAGUUUUGAAGAAACUAGGGCCAAGAAAAGGAAACUUGAAGAAGAAGAACCAGUUGAAAAAUUAAAGGAAAAAGAGCUAAUUUUAGAUAAAGAUGAAAGUGAUACUACAGUCAAAAUUGCUGAACAAAAAACAAUAUUAAUAGACAAAGAUAAUGAAAAACUAAACAAAGCUGCUCUCAAUAGUAAUUUUGUUAAAAACUCUCUAAAGGUAGAUAAUAUAGACAAGAUAUCUGAGGCUGCAAAGAAACCUGAUAAAUUUGCAAAAGAAACAGAAAUUAAAGAAGAAUCCAUGAAAAAACUCAUAAUUGACAAUGAAAAUGAAGUCCCUAAAGUGAUAAAAGAGAAUGUUCAAAAUGAAAUUGACAAUUCUGAUUCACCUGAAGAAAAUAUAAAAAGUACAAAAGAAGCGAAUAAGGAAUCUAAAACUGUUGAAAACAAAUCACAAUCUCAGGAAAAUGAUGAAUCAUUUGAAUCUCCGGGAGAAUUCAAAUCUUAUUCUGUUAAUCAAUUCAGAGUUGAAACAAAAUUAUUAAGUAUUUUAGAACUGCGCCAAAAAGUUGAACAGAUGUACAAUCCAACUUUGAGAAAAUUACUAUCAAAAUUAGUAUUUGUAGGAUGUAUUAAUGAAACUUCAGCCCUAAUACAAAGUGGUGUUGGUCUGUAUUUUUGUGAUACAAAAAGGCUUGUGGAAGAAUUAUUCUAUGAAAUCAUGCUGUAUGACUUUGCAAACUUUGGGGUGUUAAAAUUUUCAGAACCUUUAUUAAUAAAAGAUGUUGCGAUGCUUGGCCUUGAACAUGAAGAUGCUGGAUGGAGCGAAGAAAUUGGAGAAAAGACAGUAUUAGCUGAACGCGUUCAAGAAUUACUUUUAGAAAAAGCUGACAUGUUACGACAAUAUUUUUCCAUAAAUAUUGAUAAAAAAGGACAAAUCAGAGGUCUCCCAAUAUUAUUGGAAAACCAUUUUCCCAAUCAAGGGGGUCUUCCAAUGUAUUUACUCAGACUUGCAACUGAGGUAAAUUGGAGCAAAGAAAAAGCAUGUUUUCGAGAUAUAUGUCGCGAAACAGCUCAGUACUACAGCCAGAUAGAUACAAGCGAAUCAAACUGGAAACAUAAAGUUGAACAUAUUCUGUAUGCUGCUAUAAAAGACAGUUUGCUUCCACCAAAAUUUUUCGCCGAAAAUGGAACCAUUUAUGAAGUUACCACAUUACCAGAUUUAUAUAGAAUAUUUGAACGUUGUUAACAUAGUUUAUUUCAAAAAUGUUAACUCUAAUUUAUCAGAUUCAUUUUUUUGUGUAAUAAAAAAAACUACAAGUGAA